CGUGCCGUGCCGCGGCGAGGUUUAGUUUUUCAGCAGUACUCCGCGAACAGCAGGUCACCGCGCCGGCGACAUGUGCGCGUCUCGACGGUCGUCUGCCCGCCCGUGAAAAACCCGCCCGAGUCCCCCCACACCCCGACGACGACUUUUCCCGGAUUUAGUGCGAUUUCCCCGCGGACGAUCUUCUUCAAUCGGACAGCCGCUCGGACGUUCUGUCGCAAUGAGCACGGAUAAACGAAGCCUGUCCGGCAGCAGGAAGGGCAAGUUGAGGUAUACGCUCAGAGGAGGAUUCGACUUCGACACCAUGGGCCAUUCGAGAUAUCACGAACUGCGUAAAUUUGUGAAAAAGGGCAAUGACUUUUGCAAGGAACUCGGAAACAUCAUGCAAGAAAGAGUGGAACUCGAGUUGCUCUAUGCAAAAACAAUGUCUAAGCUCUCUGUGAAACUUAUGAAAGCAGCACAAAAAGGCGUCGGUUCCAUACAAAAAGCUUGGUUAGUCAUUGGUAAAGAGAUGGAAUCCGAUGGUCAAGCACACCGUUGUAUGGCUAAUUCGUUGGAGGACGACAUAGUGAAACCACUUAAGAAUUUGCAAGAAACGCAUUGCAGAAUAAAAAAAACGGUCGAAUGCAAUGUCAGCAAAACCAAAAAGUGUAUGAACAAAUGGAGAACCGAUGAACGAAGAAGUAAAAAAGAAAGUUUUGCCGUGGCUAGAGAAAACGAAAAAGUUCAAGACAUGACAAGCGACGCUUCCUAUUCGAUCCUCACAAGUAAUGCGAAUUUAAUCAAAGACGCUACAAAAUUGGAAAACAAAAAAAGAAAAUUGGAAGAGUCUGUGAAAAAGAGUUACACAGAAUAUUAUACGUAUUGUGUUCGGACAGCUAGAGCCAAGCUCGAAUGGGAAAUGUCUGUAAACGACGCGGAAAAAAAUUUCAUGACAUUGGAGGAAGAACGUCUGCUUAGGCUGAAGGAGUACGCUCACCACGUGUCGCAGACCUAUCAACAGUUGGUUCCGAAAAUUUCACAGAUAUCGUCGCGACUCAGCGAACCGACGUACGAGUGCGACGUGUCGCAAGAUUUCACGAUCAUCACGGACACGGUGAACCGGUACGACGAAGAUCUGAGCGUCCAAGUGCUGCCCGACUUUUAUCCGGAACACACGAAUCUGGCGAUGAACAAGAAGAGGAGAAUAUCGGCGUUGACGAAAAUACUGCAGCUCGUCAGACAGGAUUUGGACCGAGAGAGGCGCAGCAAAAAAGGCUUGGACACGCUGGCCAACGCGAUGCACCACCACGCUUCUUCCGGUUUGAAACACGACGACUCGCACAAAAACGUCUACGAAAAACUUCACCACACGAAUUUAAUGGUACUGUACUUGGAAGCGGUCAACUACAAAGUGGUUACUGCUCUUGCCACUCUGGAAGGUCACCCGCCCGCCGCUUCCAACACGUUCUCGCAGCACAUCGAGACGACCAGAGACAAAAACGGACAUCAGAUGUCUGUGCUCAAAAUGCCAGCGGCGGUGUGCCGGAAGCUGACGUCCUCUGCAGCUCCAAUCGACGCCCUGCUCAACGAGUCCAUGUGGUCGGACCGGGGAUCCGCGGACGGCACUGACAUCGGUGGGAAAUUUUUCCGUUGCGUUUACGCGAAUCUCUCCGGACCGAGUUCCGACCUGACCCCGACCCGUUGUUGGAUAUGUUUGGACCGGGGACGGGCGACGGUCGACAGAAAAAAAGAGUUCGAUGGAAAUCCUUAGGAAAACCGUACCGAAUACCUACUAUAGCUGAUAUCGAUGCGGGACGGUCAAUGUUGAAAAGCUCGCGACACGGGAUCCCCGAAAAUCGUAGUGGUUGCCUACAUGAUAGAUCCUUCGGCGUUGUCGAACCGACGAUAUGAGGACCUGUGAUAUUUCUGAAGACCCGCAACCCAUAUACGUUUUCAUGGGGGUGGAGGGGGGGGGGCAAAAUGUGUCGCGGUUUUUCAAUCGAACCGUCCCGUAUUGUUAUCUAUAUAGUAUUUGACCAUAACUGUAUAUUGUUAUAGUAUUAUAUAGUGCGCGCAUGCGUCGUGCACUCGAGUCGUCGUCAUGUCGCGAUGACGUCGGUAGUCUCACACGUUUUAGUCAAUUAGUGCCAUAAAUACCUAUGAUUUAUUAUUAUUUUUUAACACGAAUUAUUUUGAUUUCCGUGUCAUUACAAUUAUAUCGAUCGUCGGUGUGUGGUUUUAUUUUGUUCGCCCGAUCCGUCGCGUGAAUUGUGUUUCAAAAAACGAAAAACAUUUCACCGGAAGACACGUAUUCGCUUACCACCGAAACGCAGUCAUAAUUUUCCACGAAGUGUUAAAACGGUUUUCCAUCGAUAAACCGUCUCGAUAGAUUGGAAUGCAGACUCGUCGCAUACGCUUUUAAACAGAUAUCAAUAGCACAACGAUUCAACGGGAUAUAGGGGAGCACCGACAAUUUAACGGUUUUGGUUUUAUCGAAAACGCCGAAUGACAUAAUUUUAUCGAUGGAAAUUAAUGUCGAGGUGUAAUGAAUAUUAUAACUAUUUUCUUUCAAAACUAGCGAACAGAAAAUAAAACAAAAUAGUUCUAAGAGGUCUGCAUGAAAAGUUACUAUACCUACGCAUAGUAGGUACCUACUAUAUGUUAUUCGAGAAAUAGAUAAAUCCAUGUAUACUUAUCUAGAUACGUAGUCAGAUUAAUAUUCCCCUCCAGCUGGCAUUAACAAAUACUCAAUGUUAUUUUUCAACUCAGAUGUCCAAAAGUG
Acyrthosiphon pisum (pea aphid) is the source of this 2761-nucleotide messenger RNA. It is a transcript of the gene Nost, whose product is annotated as Nostrin. The transcript is spliced from 11 exons. Bases 218 to 1750 code for a protein of 510 amino acids. The record is from RefSeq and is a predicted model, not a curated record. Gene Ontology annotation, cellular component: cytoplasm; plasma membrane. Gene Ontology annotation, molecular function: protein binding. NCBI's taxonomy places the organism in Eukaryota, Metazoa, Arthropoda, Insecta, Hemiptera, Aphididae.